Lepus europaeus (European hare) is the source of this 3956-nucleotide messenger RNA. It is a transcript of the gene ATN1, whose product is annotated as atrophin 1. Gene Ontology annotation, cellular component: nucleus. Bases 283 to 3831 code for a protein of 1182 amino acids. The record is from RefSeq and is a predicted model, not a curated record. The transcript has 10 exons. NCBI's taxonomy places the organism in Eukaryota, Metazoa, Chordata, Mammalia, Lagomorpha, Leporidae. Gene Ontology annotation, molecular function: transcription corepressor activity.
GACUGAAGCCAGGAAGAGGAGAGGGGGGCGGGGGAAGCGGCCGCCGCCGCCCCCCGGAGGCGGCGGAGCCUGGAAUCCCGCUCGGAGCCAGCCAGCCGUCCCGAGCUACGACCAGGUUUCACUGCAGACAGACCCUGCAAGUUCCAGCUGCCUACACUGGAAACUUGAAGAUCCUGCUUCCUGCUCCCCAGGCCACAGGUGUGGGGAACUUAGGGUGCAGCAGAGAAGUUUCUGUAUUCAGCUGCUCAGGCAGAGGAGAAUGGGGUCUCCACAGCCUGAAGAAUGAAGACGCGACAGAAUAAAGACUCAAUGUCGAUGAGGAGUGGAAGGAAGAAAGAGGCCCCUGGGCCCCGGGAAGAGCUGAGAUCGAGGGGCCGGGCCUCCCCUGGAGGGGUCAGCACGUCCAGCAGUGACGGCAAAGCCGAGAAGUCCAGGCAGACAGCCAAGAAGGCCCGAGUAGAGGAAGCCUCCACCCCAAAGGUCAACAAGCAGGGCCGGAGUGAAGAGAUCUCAGAGAGUGAAAGUGAGGAGACCAAUGCACCGAAAAAGACCAAAACUGAGCAGGAGCUCCCGCGGCCACAGUCUCCCUCGGAUCUGGACAGCCUGGAUGGGCGGAGCCUCAAUGACGACGGCAGCAGUGACCCUAGGGACAUCGACCAGGACAACCGAAGCACGUCCCCCAGCAUCUACAGCCCUGGCAGUGUGGAGAAUGACUCCGACUCGUCUUCUGGCCUGUCCCAGGGGCCAGCACGCCCCUACCACCCGCCUCCACUCUUUCCUCCUUCCCCUGCACCACCAGACAGCACCCCCCGGCAGCCAGAGCCUGGCUUUGAACCCCAUCCUGUGACACCCACUGGAUACCAUGCUCCCAUGGAGCCCCCCACAUCUCGAAUGUUCCAGGCUCCUCCUGGGGCUCCUCCCCCUCACCCACAGCUCUACUCUGGGGGUGCUGGUGGAGGGGUUUUGUCCGGACCUCCAAUGGGUCCCAAAGGUGGAGGGACUGCCUCUUCAGUGGGAGCCCCUGGUGGGGGAAAGCAGCACCCUCCACCCACUACCCCCAUUUCAAUAUCAAGCUCUGGGGCCAGUGGUGCUCCCCCAACAAAACCACCUACCACUCCCUUGGGUAGCGGGAAUCUACCCGCUGCUCCACCACCCGCCACUUUCCCCCACGUGACACCAAACCUGCCUCCCCCACCUGCCCUGCGGCCUCUCAACAAUGCAUCAGCUUCUCCUCCUGGCCUGGGGGCCCAGCCGCUACCUGGGCAUCUGCCCUCCCCCCACGCCAUGGGCCAGAAUAUGGGUGGACUUCCUCCUGGCCCAGAGAAGGGCCCGGCCCUGGCUCCCUCGCCUCACCCUCUGCCCCCUCCGUCCUCCUCCUCUGCCCCAGCCCCCCCAAUGAGGUACUCUUACUCAUCUUCUUCCAGCAGCUCUGUGGCAGUCUCCUCCAGUUCUAACUCUGCCUCCCAGUACCCAGCCUCCCAGGCACUGCCCAGUUAUCCCCACUCCUUCCCUCCUCCCACAAGCCUCUCUGUUUCCAAUCAGCCACCCAAGUACACUCAGCCUUCUCUCCCGUCCCAGGCUGUGUGGAGCCAGGGACCUCCUCCCCCUCCCCCAUAUGGCCGCCUUUUAGCCAACAGCAAUGCCCAUCCUGGCCCCUUCGCUCCUUCCUCUGGGGGCCAGUCCACUGCCCACCCACCAGCCCCAGCCCAUCACCAUCACCACCAGCAACAGCAGCAGCAACAGCAACAACAGCAACAGCAACAACAUCACCACGGCAGCUCUGGGCCGCCUCCCCCGGGCGCAUACCCCCAUCCUCUGGAGAGCAGCAGCUCCCACCACGCCCACCCUUACACCAUGUCUCCCUCUCUGGGUUCUCUGAGGCCCUAUCCCCCAGGGCCGGCACACCUGCCCCCACCUCACAACCAGGUGUCCUACAGCCAAGCAGGCCCCAACGGCCCCCCAGCCUCUUCCUCUUCCAACUCCUCUUCUUCCUCUUCUCAAGGUUCCUACCCCUGUUCACAUCCAUCCCCUUCACAGGGGCCCCAGGGCGCGCCCUACCCCUUCCCACCGGGGCCCCCGGUCACCUCCUCUGCUACCCUUUCCACGGUGAUUGCCACCGUGGCCUCCUCGCCAGCAGGUUACAAAACGGCCUCCCCGCCCGGGCCGCCACCAUAUGGAAAGAGAGCCCCGUCCCCAGGGGCCUACAAGACGGCCACCCCGCCCGGAUACAAGCCGGGGUCGCCGCCCUCCUUCCGAACAGGGACCCCUCCGGGCUACCGAGGCGCCUCACCGCCUGCCGGCCCAGGGACCUUCAAGCCAGGCUCGCCUACGGUGGGGCCCGGGCCCCUGCCACCUGCGGGGCCCUCAAACCUGUCAUCUCUGCCGCCGCCACCUGCGGCCCCUAACUCAGGGCCCCCCCUGAACGCCGCGCAAAUCAAACAGGAGCCGGCGGAGGAGUACGAGUCCCCCGAGAGCCCGGCGCCCCCGGCCCGCAGCCCCUCGCCCCCUCCCAAGGUGGUAGACAUGCCCAGCCAUGCCAGUCAGUCUGCCAGGUUCAACAAACACCUGGACCGCGGCUUCAACUCGUGCGCGCGCAGCGACUUAUACUUCGUGCCGCUGGAGGGCUCCAAGCUGGCCAAGAAGCGGGCCGACCUGGUGGAGAAGGUGCGGCGCGAGGCCGAGCAGCGCGCGCGCGAAGAAAAGGAGCGGGAGCGGGAGCGGGAGCGUGAGAAAGAGCGCGAGCGCGAGAAGGAGCGCGAGCUCGAGCGCAGCGUGAAAUUGGCCCAGGAGGGCCGCGCUCCAGUGGAGUGCCCAUCCCUGGGCCCAGUGCCGCAUCGACCUCCAUUUGAGCCAGGCAGUGCUGUGGCCACAGUGCCCCCGUACCUGGGGCCCGAUACUCCAGCCCUGCGCACACUCAGUGAAUACGCUCGGCCUCACGUCAUGUCUCCCGGCAAUCGUAACCAUCCAUUCUAUGUGCCCCUCGGGGCAGUGGACCCAGGGCUCCUGGGUUACAACGUCCCGGCCCUGUACAGCAGUGACCCAGCUGCUCGGGAGAGGGAGCGGGAAGCCCGGGAACGAGACCUCCGCGACCGACUCAAGCCCGGCUUCGAGGUGAAGCCCAGCGAGCUGGAACCCCUCCAUGGGGUCCCUGGGCCAGGCCUGGAUCCCUUCCCUCGACACGGGGGUCUGGCCCUGCAGCCCGGCCCACCUGGCCUGCACCCUUUCCCCUUCCAUCCGAGCCUGGGGCCCCUGGAGCGAGAGCGCCUCGCGCUGGCAGCCGGGCCAGCCCUGCGGCCUGACAUGUCCUACGCGGAACGGCUGGCAGCAGAGAGGCAGCAUGCCGAGAGGGUGGCGGCCCUGGGCAAUGACCCGCUGGCCCGGCUGCAGAUGCUCAAUGUGACCCCCCAUCACCACCAGCACUCCCACAUCCACUCGCACCUGCACCUGCACCAGCAGGAUGCCAUUCACGCAGCCUCUGCCUCGGUGCACCCUCUCAUUGACCCCCUGGCAUCAGGGUCUCACCUUACCCGGAUCCCCUACCCAGCCGGGACCCUCCCUAACCCCCUUCUUCCUCACCCUCUGCACGAGAACGAGGUUCUUCGUCACCAGCUCUUUGCUGCCCCUUACCGGGACCUGCCAGCCUCCCUCUCCGCCCCCAUGUCUGCAGCUCACCAGCUGCAGGCCAUGCACGCGCAGUCUGCCGAGCUGCAGCGCUUGGCGCUGGAACAGCAGCAGUGGCUGCACGCCCACCACCCGCUGCACAGCGUGCCCCUGCCAGCCCAGGAGGACUACUACAGUCACCUGAAGAAGGAGAGCGACAAGCCGCUGUAGAAGCUGCCAUCGAGAGCACCCGUGGCUCCCAUGUCUCACCCUGGAGGUCCCCUUCCUGGCCUGUCACCGGAGCCCAGGAGAGGGUGCUGCUCACUUGCAGGGCCUCUGCAGCUGGGCAGAGGGAG